Cheilinus undulatus (humphead wrasse) is the source of this 1313-nucleotide messenger RNA. RefSeq names its product nodal homolog 2-A-like. The transcript has 3 exons. NCBI's taxonomy places the organism in Eukaryota, Metazoa, Chordata, Actinopteri, Labriformes, Labridae. The record is from RefSeq and is a predicted model, not a curated record. The coding region runs from base 1 to 1215 and encodes 404 amino acids. Gene Ontology annotation, cellular component: extracellular region. Gene Ontology annotation, molecular function: type I activin receptor binding; growth factor activity; cytokine activity. Gene Ontology annotation, biological process: BMP signaling pathway; SMAD protein signal transduction.
AUGAAGAGACUAGCAGUGGAUUUCUCUUUUGCGCUUCUUCUUGUGGAUUUAGUUCUGGGACUUACUGCACAGCCUUUACCUGGGGUGCACCAUGACGCACAGCACCAUGGAUCAAGCGUUGGAUUCAGGCGCACCGAGCACCGGCAGCAUGCUAGCAGGCUGCCCCUCUACAUGAUGCAGCUCUACCGGACCAUGCUGACCGAGGACCGGGCUAGGACCACUGCUGCCAGCGUGAAACACACCAAGGCUGAGGACAGCACUGGCCUGCACGACUCCGACUCUGUGAUCAGCCUUUUAGCCAAAAGCUGCCAGCAGAUUGGAAACAGGUGGUCCAUUACCUUUGACAUCUCUUCCAUGUCUGCAACUGACCAUGUCCAACUAGCUGAACUUCGUAUCCGCCUGCCCGCCUUCACAGAGUCCUCACAGGCUUCAGUGGACAUCUACCACUCUCAGAGGGAUGGAUGCUCUGGUAUUCACUGCCCCAAGAACAGACUGUUCCUGGGCCGCCUGAGAGCUCAUCCCAGCACGAUGGAGUCCCCCUCCUCAUGGAAGGUUUUCAACAUGACAGAGAUGCUGCGUGGCUGGCACCAGGGAGACACCACACAGAGGAUGGAGGAGGAAGCUGAAGUGGAGAAGGAGGAGGGAGUCCAACACCCCACAGCCGACCGUGUGAUGAUGGUGGUCUUCUCAAGGCAGAACCCCAACACUCAGCGAAUGCCAACGCUCAUCCGCACAGCAGAGCACUCCAAGUAUGUCAGCAUGGACAGGGAGCGAGCAACGCUUAGCUCUGGUUCCAGGAGGGGCAGACGCAGGGCGAAGAGGCACCACCAUAAGCAGCAGCAGAAACAGAGAGCUGUUGGAACUGUUUCUGGCAGCAAGCCAGCAGAUGAGGAGAAGAAGGGUCAUCUCUGCAGGAAGGUGGACAUGUGGGUGGACUUUGAGAAGCUUGGCUGGACCGACUGGAUUGUCUAUCCCAAACGGUACAAUGCUUAUCGCUGUGAGGGAAGCUGUCCUACACCGGUGGAUGAGACCUUCACUCCAACCAACCAUGCUUAUAUGCAGAGCUUACUGAAACUCCACCACCCAAACAAGGUACCAUGUCUGUCCUGUGUGCCAACACGCCUGGCACCACUCUCAAUGCUAUACUACGAGAACGGGAAGAUGGUCAUGAGGCAUCAUGAGAACAUGGUGGUGGAAGAAUGCGGCUGUCACUGAGAAAUACAGACUCAAACCUCUUGGUGAAAGACCAAAAAAGACUGAAGCCACCGGGCCAUUGGUCAAAAGUAGUAAGCUAAAGACACAAGCUGCUCAGG